Molecule: messenger RNA, 3868 nt
Organism: Pseudogymnoascus destructans
Lineage: Eukaryota; Fungi; Ascomycota; Leotiomycetes; Thelebolales; Thelebolaceae
Exons: 3
Coding region: 386-3868 (1160 amino acids)
Biological process (GO): nucleocytoplasmic transport; activation of GTPase activity
Cellular component (GO): cytosol; perinuclear region of cytoplasm; nucleus
Molecular function (GO): GTPase activator activity; small GTPase binding
Source: RefSeq, a predicted model, not a curated record
ACCGUCAUCACCGUCUCCCCCACGCAUAAACUACACGGGUCCGAGUAGUCCUCCAGUACCAAUAAUAGCCCAGCAUCAUCCCUCCAGCCACGCUUAUACCUUUAUCCUCACCGAAACCCUUCUACCACUUCUACAACUUCGAACACCGCCAACCAAAAAAGUCCCGCGAGGCUCCCACUCCCAACACUGCGCUGUGGUUCAUCAUGGUGCGAGCGCGAUCGUGACAUUCGCCUUGAACGGUCACACUGCUGCGUCCGUGUCUGCGACUGCGACUUGACUUGGGGUUCUACGAUCGGACCUAUACGACCCCACGCCACACGCGCUACGCCCAUUUGAGACAUUGAGACGACGGAGACGGGUGGGAUAGAAAGAGUAGGAGAGCAAGAUGGAGAAUAUGCAUGGGGUGGAUGUGUCGUGGUUGCAUAAUACGAAUAGUAGAGAAAUCACACGCUCCACACGAUCAGAACGAUCUACUUCCCUCACAUCCGACAUAGCGUGCCGCUCAUCCCCAGCCCCUAAAACGAACGGCACCACAACCACCACCUCCGCCCCCCGAGAAACCUCUCCCUCAACGCCCCGCCAGAUUCCCCAACGCGCCGGACCCCCCACACGCACAAUCCCAACCACAGACAAAGUAGGCUCUCCCUCAAGCCUGCCCGGAAAAUCAACCCUCCACGGCCCAACUGGCAUCCGCCGCAACUCCUGGCUAUCCAGCAUCUCCUCGAAGUUCUCCUCCUCCCCCUCCAGCGCCCAGCCCGCCGCCGCAGCAGCAGCGGGUGGCGAACAGACCCCGCGCUCGCCUGUCGCGCCGUUGUCAAGCACACCUGAAGAGGAGGAGCCGCGCCCGCCUGUGCAGACGGCGCUGCGGAAUGCAGUGCUCCCGCAUGGACAGAAGGCGGGAGAUGGCAAUGCGCCGUACACGCCUGUCCCGCCCAAGUCGACGCAUCCGAAUUUCCUGACUAGUGCGCUGAGGCGGCUGUCGUCGGGGGGGCAGCUUGCGUCGUCGGGGUCGCCGAGGGGGAAUGGCGGGAUCUGCGAGAGGAGGGUGCUUAAUGUUGAUGUGGGGAGGGAGAGGUGCUGUAUGCCGGAGCUGGAUCAGGCGAAGUUGAGGAGGGUGGCGUUUUGUGUGGAUGUGGAGAUUGCGAGUCGGCCGCGGUAUAAUGAUGAGGAGCCUGUGGAGAUGGCGAGGGAUAAGUUGAGGAAGAAGAAGUUGGGGGAGAAGGGGGAGGGGGAGGCGCUGAAGCAUGCUGCUGAGGUGAAGGAGCAGAAGGAGAAGGAUGGGGUGGUCCAUGUAUCUGGGGAGCAGGUGGGGAAGGAAUCGGCUAAGGAGGGCGUAGAGCCCGCGACGAACGGCGCACCGCAGAUCUCGCCGGAGAAGCCGAUGACGCGGAGGAAGGAGAAGAAGAAGAAGAGCGAUGAGGAGCGUAAGGCGCGCAAGGAAAAGAAGCGCAAGCUCGCCGAGGAGAGCGGGACUAUCCCCGUCGAGCUCGUCAGGGGUGACAGCGAUAGCACUGCCUCCGCUACCUCCGCAACAGCGCCUGUCCCGCGCUCAUCAUCCUCGCCCACCACCGACCCGGUCCGUGUCUACCGACGCUGCUGCCAGCUCCGCGAGACUCCCAUCCUAAAGAAGAUCACUGAGCAGCUCGCCCUCCCUUCCAACACGACCGACAAACCUGGAGUCGUCACCCGCCUAGACCUGACAGACUGCUGGCUUCAGCUCGCCGAUCUCGCCACCCUGGGUGACUAUCUAGCGGUCGUUCCCAUCAAGGAGCUCAUCAUGGAGAACUGUGGCCUCACCGACGAAGGCGUACGCAUUAUCCUCGCGAGCCUCCUCGCCGUAAGCUCCCCCGACCAGGUGAAGCCGCGCCGGUCGCCAUUAGGGCAUCACCACGGCGCUACUACAACGGUCCCGCGUCACGGCGCUGUGCAGCGCGUCACUCUGAAGAAUAAUCCCAAGAUCGGGCGUGAUGGGUGGAGGCAUAUUAGUUUAUUUGUCAAUAUGUCGCGCUCGCUGCGAAAUCUGGACGUCUCGAUUAUUCCGUUCCCGCACGCUGUGUCGCCGAAGUCGAUGGAGAAUGCGUCGCCUGUUGUUGGCGGUUUUCCUGGUGCAGUUCCAGCGACACCCGCAAGGAUCGGCACUCCAGCAACGGCGACGGUGACAGCAGCAGCUACAGACCCAGCAGCGAUACUAUCAAAAGCUCUCGGCACGCGCCUCGCAGGCGCCGAACUCGAGCUUCUCAACAUAGCCGAGACAGGCCUAACAGCCCCACAAAUCGGCCUCAUCGUAGACGGCGCCAUCCAAGCAGGCCUCCGCCGUCUCGGACUCGCCGGCAACAACCUCGACGCUGAAGGCAUGUCUCACGUAGCACGCUAUCUCGAAGCCGGGAAAUGCGAAGGCCUCGACCUGGGGGGUAACCAACUCGGCGACCUCCCCGACCCACUCGUCGACUCCAUCUCCCCCUCGCACCCCCUCUUCGCCCUCUCCCUCGCCAACUGCGGGCUCACCCCCGACUCCCUCGCGCACCUCUUCCCGGCACUGGUGCGGCUCAGCAACUUCCGCUUCAUAGACCUAAGCCACAACGCCGCUCUCUUCGCCACCAAACCCUCCGCCGUGCAGCUACUACGCAAGUACCUCCCUCUCCUACAAUCCCUAAAACGCAUCCACCUCUCCUCCUGCGCCAUGUCCCCCGAGCAAGUCAUCGCCCUCGCAGAGAUCUUCCCCGAUUCCCCAGGCCUCGCACACGUCAACCUCCUCGGGAACCCGGAACUCACCGCCCUCGCUACAGCGGGGGAAGAGGGGCAACAAGAGGAAGCCUGCGCGCUGUACGCCUCCCUCAUGGCGGCGGUCCGCGUAUCGAGGAGUCUGGUAUGCAUUGACAUCGACCUCCCCACCGCGGCAUCAAGCGAAGUCGUCAAGGCCCUCGCGAAACAAGUCGUCGCCUACUCGCUCCGUAACAUGGAGCGCGGCCCCGUCGCGGAGAUAACGCAGGAUCCGUCUGCGCCGCCCCCCGCUACGGAGCCGCGCGAUGAUGUAGCGGUCCCGGAUGUGCUGGCGCAUUUGGUGGGGUACCAUUAUGCUUCUAAUGCGGAUGAUGUGGAUGAUGAUGCCGAUGCGGCGUUUCAUGGUGUUGAUGGCGAGGGCGCGGGGGCACCGGAUGAGGAUUACGUUAUUGGUGGUACGGGGGUGGUCAAGGCGCUCGGGAUCUGUUUGAAGAACCGGUCUGGGGAUUCGAGAAGGGCGAGCAUUGAUAGGGAUCCUGUGCGGUCGUCUGUUGAUUUGCGGAGGGGCGAUGAGGGUGGGGCGGGGGCGGCUGGUGCGGGGAGGGCAAGGGAUAUGUCGAAGAAUCUGUUGGGGAGUGCGAGGAGGAUUAGGGCGCGGUUGCAGCCGGCGUUGUUGAAGGAGGCGAAGGAGUCGGGGGGGUUGGAUUAUCACAAACUCCUCUUCCUCGACCAAACCCUCUCCCGCAUGAUCACCCGCUUCGAAAACGAAUACCCCGAUACCCGCCUCCCCCCUUCCCCCCCUUUCACCACCGCCCUCCCCACCACCUUCCACACCCCCUCCAACCCCGCCACCGCCACCCACCCCCCCGUCGGCUCCGCGGCAGACUACGCGUACCCCGACGAAACGGCGCUGUCAGACGAGGACAUCGAUGCCGUCCCAGAAGAGGGACGCACGAGCCGCCCGAUACUGUCAAGGCAUAAUUCGGAUGUGUCGCUGGCGUCGAAGGCGUUGUCGCAGGAGGAGGGGAGGAUGUUGAGGUUUGGUGCUAAGUUUGGGGGGGAGGAGGAUGAGGAGGGGGGGCUGGGGGGGUGGAGGGGGGGAGUUGGUUGCUGCUGUCGAGGCGGAGGCGGAGAGGGUGAGGGUUAG